CCGCUGACGUCUUCCGGAAACGUGCACGUGCACGCUGCCAGCAUACGUCAUGGCGGCUAGACUCGUCUUCGGUGCUACCCGGAGCUGGGCCGGCUGGCGGGCCUGGGAGCUUCCGGACACCGCGGCUUCUGUAAGACUACAUGUACGCGAUUAUGCCAAGAGACCGGUUUUUAAGGGCGGCAAAAGCGGCAAAGGUGCUGCGGUGGGAGAGACCCUGAAAGACCCCGAGGUGUGUACAGACCCCGUCCGGCUCACAACGCACGCCAUGGGUGUCAGCAUCUACAAGGAGGGCCAGGAUGUGGUCCUGAAGCCGGAUUCCGAGUACCCCGAGUGGCUGUUCCAGAUGAAUGUGGGCCCCCCCAAGAAGCUGGAGGAGCUGGACCCGGAGACCCGGGAGUACUGGCGGCUGCUCCGGAAACACAACAUCUGGCGCCACAACCGGCUGAGCAAGAACCAGAAGUUCUAGCGGGGGAGGGCCAGAGCUCUCUAAAAGGACACUGACCCUCCAAGGACCUGGAGGAGACAGGACAGAUUGCGAGGUGGGGGGGAGUUGGUACCUCCCCCAGCCUGUCCCCAGGACUUUUUAUUUUCUGGAGAAGCAGACGUUUCUGAGAACAGAGGAGAAUCCCCCCUCACUGGGGUUGCCCCCAGAGUGAGACUGAAUCAGGGCCCUGGGAGCUAAUAAAGCCUUCUGGGGGCAAUUAUUGGCAGGCCCCGGAUGUCGCUGAGUGUCCUGUGAUAUUGGGGUCAGGAGGGACUUGGGACAGGCAGUGGGGGGCUGAGCACUUCAGGCCCAGUGGUUCCAUGGCUCAGCCUUCACCCUCAGUGAUUGCUGGGGAUCUGCAGGUCCAUCUUCACCUCCCAGCCUCCUCGAGCUUCUCACCCUGAUUCCUGGAAUUCCUAGCAUUGGCUAAGAGGCCCCAACCUCUGUCCUCUAGGGGGAGAUUUUUUGAGCCAAGCUUCCCUGGAUUGCAGUGGACUUGGACUCAUACCUGAGCCACAUCAUCCAGAGCAGAAGAGUCUUCGUGAACUUCAGGAAUGGAAAUGUCCAGGGCUAGGCAUGGCUGGAUCCAGGUGCUUCAGCAUUCAGCUAUGAGGUGCUCUCCAUCUCUGGGUCCUUUUAACUCCAGUGGGUAGGUCCUUUUACCCCUUGGGUAGGGGUUUCUCCAGGACUUCUGACUGACACCCCAUACCCAGUUCAGCAAACCCAGCCAGAGGGAAGGGACUUCUCUUUCUUUUCUGCCAGGGUCACAGGGGUUAUCUUUGUUGGCCAGUCACUUGAGCCAAGGAACCUGGGCCUACCCACCAUCCUUCUGUCCAACCCACUGGUGCCCAGCAGCUUAGAGGAGGCUGAAGGACACACACACACACGGUGCCAGGGCCCACUCCCAGUGGUACAGCCAUGCCCCCUCCUGGGUAGAUAUCUGGGUUUGGGGCGGCAUACGCUGCUUAGGGGGCUGGACCAGGGCUCUCUCACCCUCCAAACUCCUCCAGAGCUGGGCGGGUGGGGCAGGGCAGGGUCCCUGAGGCUAAUUCUGUCUGGUCCCAGGAAAACGAGAGCCCUCAUCCUCUUAGAAGGACUCUGCCAAGCGGAUUACCGCUCACCUGCCCUCCCUGCAGCCCGCGCUGAGCAGGCGCAUCAUCCCAACCAUCCCGCGCAGGUCCCCACAGCUGAGUGAAAACCCAAGUUGUAAUGGCCACAGGCUUCCUGGCUGCUCCUCCAACACGGCAGGCGUGGUGCUCUCCUGGGCCCUCUGCCUGAGUCUCUCCCUGCCCCCACCAUGUCCUCAAGGCUCCCUCUUUACCUCCAGACCUUUGCUGUGAUGGUGCUGACCACCAUAUUAAACUGCCGCCCUACCACA
Molecule: messenger RNA, 1862 nt
Organism: Odocoileus virginianus texanus
Lineage: Eukaryota; Metazoa; Chordata; Mammalia; Artiodactyla; Cervidae
Gene: MRPL54
Product: mitochondrial ribosomal protein L54
Cellular component (GO): mitochondrial large ribosomal subunit
Molecular function (GO): structural constituent of ribosome
Source: RefSeq, a predicted model, not a curated record